AUGGUGAAAGACCUCUCUAUACGCAUGAAAAGAGAAGUUAGAGAAUGGAAUCUUCAAAUCAUAACCACGAUAGUUUUCUUCUUGUCAAUGGCAUCCUUAGUGAUUGUUCUUGGACUCUUCAUCAACAAUCACGUUAAGAAGUUCUUGGCGUCUGAAGAACUUUAUUUCCCUGAACCGCCUGCAUCAUCAUCUGUUUGUUCAAACAGAAGUAUCAAUCUAGAAGAUUUUAUAGCUCCCAAGGAUAUGCUGCAUUGGACGAGCGAUAAGGAGCUAUUCUGGCUAGCGUCAAUGGUGCCGCGCAUCUCUGAGUUCCCUUACAAUCACACACGUAAGGUGGCUUUCAUGUUCUUAUGCAGGGGAAGAUUGCCAUUGGCACCACUAUGGGAAAUGUUCUUCAAGGGGCAUGAAGGUCUUUACUCAAUCUACCUUCAUACAUCGCCAGAAUUCUCCGAAGAGCCCCCAGAAUCCUCUGUAUUUCACAAGCGUAGGAUUCCAAGCAAGGCAGUUCAAUGGGGAAAGGCAUCGAUGAUCGACGCUGAAAGGAGGUUAUUAGCCAACGCCUUGCUCGACUUCUCCAAUGAAAGAUUUGUUUUACUCUCUGAGACAUGCAUUCCUCUGUUCAACUUCACUACAAUCUACAACUACCUAAUCCAAUCUAACCUCAGCUUCGUUGGCUCAUUCGACGAUCCAAGACACAUAGGUCGUGGCAGAUACAACAAGCGAAUGUUUCCAACCGUGUCAUUAUCCGAUUGGCGUAAGGGCAACCAGUGGUUUGAAAUCCACCGGAAGAUCGCCAUCGAAGUAGUAUCAGAUGUGAAACUCUACCCUGUGUUCAACCACCAUUGCAAGGCUCCAUGUUACAUGGAUGAGCAUUACUUGCCAACUCUUGUGACCAAAAUAUACCCUGCAAUGAACUCUAAUAGAAGUAUUACUUGGGUGGAUUGGUCUAGAGGAGGCUCACAUCCAACCAAGUUUUUGAGAAAAGAUGUUUCAGAAGAAUUUAUGAACAGAAUUAGGUAUGGUUUUAAUUGUACAUAUAAUGGUGGGUUGAGCAAUGUUUGCUUUCUUUUUGCAAGGAAAUUUCAUCCCAACACACUCGAGCCUUUGCUAAGGUUAGCUGCAACACUUUUUGGCUUUGAUCCUUGA
Molecule: messenger RNA, 1146 nt
Organism: Tripterygium wilfordii
Lineage: Eukaryota; Viridiplantae; Streptophyta; Magnoliopsida; Celastrales; Celastraceae
Product: glycosyltransferase BC10-like
Exons: 2
Coding region: 1-1146 (381 amino acids)
Cellular component (GO): membrane
Molecular function (GO): glycosyltransferase activity
Source: RefSeq, a predicted model, not a curated record